Messenger RNA from Cajanus cajan (pigeon pea), 828 nucleotides. RefSeq lists its product as uncharacterized. NCBI's taxonomy places the organism in Eukaryota, Viridiplantae, Streptophyta, Magnoliopsida, Fabales, Fabaceae. The record is from RefSeq and is a predicted model, not a curated record.
AUGGCGAGAGGCGGCACAACCAACAACGACUCACAACACCCUACCAUGGAGGAGAUGAUGGCAUUGAUCAACGGAUUGAGGGAGGAGAAUGCGCGAUCCAGGGAGAGAGAGGAGGCUAUUCAACGAGAAAACGAGGAGAUUAGGAGGCGGGCGGACGAGAUGCAAGCUAUGAUAACGGCCAACGCCAGGACGGUGGAGGAAGAUGUCAUGAUGGAAGUCCCCAGGGAUUUUCGACCUUUUUCGGAGGCCAUAGAGGCCGAGACCAUCCCGAGGGAUCAUCGGAUUCCCCAAGUCGAACCUUUUGAUGGAACUCAGGAUCCCAGUCAGCACUUGACGAAUUUCCGCGCUCAAAUGUUGAUUUGUGGAGGAAGUAUGGAAGUUCGCUGCAAACUAUUCAUGGGUACACUCAGAAAAGCAGCACUGGAUUGGUUUAGUGGUCUCCCUGACCGAUCAAUCACCGACUUUGAUGUCUUUAGUCGGCUCUUCAUGACACAGUUCGCCGCUAACAAGAAGAAACCACCGAUCACGUCGGACUUGUUCGAUCUCAAACAGCAGCGGGAGGAGUCGUUGAAGGACUUUCUGCAAAGGUUCAACGAGGUCGCCUUGAGGAUAGCGUCCUUGGAUGAAAGGAUGGCAGUCAUCGCGUUCCAGAAGGGCUUAAGGUCUGGAGCUUUCGACAUCGCGCUAGAGAAAGCGAGUUGUCAAACGAUGUCGGAGGUGAGAGCUUUCGCGCUGAGUCAUAUCAAGACGGAGGAGGGACAAAUCAACAAAAGGGUAGCUGAAAGCCGAGAAGCUAGGGUCGUCCCAAGAGAUUUUUGUUCCAUAUAA